AAACCUGAAUGCUUGUGUUUUUGUUUUGCAGGUAGGCGAUUGCGCCGUCUUUCUUUCAACAGGGCGUCCUCAUUUGCCUUACGUAGGAAGCAUUGAAAGUCUGUGGGAGGCAUGGGGAGGAAACAUGGUUGUCAAAGUAAAAUGGUUUUAUCAUCCGGAAGAGACCAAAGAUGGUAAAAACCACCUCAACCUGAAGGGUGCCCUUUUUCAGUCACCUCACAUUGACGAGAACGACGUUCAGACAAUAUCACACAAAUGUGAAGUCCUCUCCAUCAAUGAUUUUCGAUUACGCAAAUACGAUGCCAACAGAAUGGAAGACUACGAAGAUAUUUACUUCCUGGCUGGGUCAUAUGAUCCAAUGACCGGACGUGUCACUUAUGAAUCAGGAAUACCAGAAAUCAUAUGACCAAAUACAGCAUAACAGAGACACAGUCAUAACCUUUUAAAAGUUGUCUGUUAAUUCCAUGUAUAUAUAUAUAUAUAUAUAUAUAUAUAUGUAUAUAUAUACACACAUAUAUACAUACUCUCUCCACACUCAUGUAUGCAUACAUGUAUGUGUGUGUGUAUAUAUAUAUGUGUGUGUGUGUGUGUAUGUAUAUGUAUAUAUAUAUAUAUAUGACAAUGGAUUCUACAGACCAGUGAAAGAUGCAAAAACUAUAUUUACCAAUUAAAAUUUUCACAUAAAAACUAAUGACAACAUCAAAUAGAAAAAAAGAUUUUAUUAUAAUUAUAUGAGGACAUUUGAAAGAAAAGUGAUAAUUAAAACUAAACGAAUGAAAAUAAUUCACAGUUCAAAGACUAGUGCCAUACUAACAGAAGAAGUCUGAUGGUCUCUAUGUUCGGAAUUCUUCUGGAAACCUCAUCGAAGGAAUUUUUUACUGCUAUGGCUAUAACUGUUAUUUCAACAAUUAUCGUAACUAAUGAUAAUGAAACAACUGCUGAAGAAGUUGAUGGUGAAGUAUAUGGACAGGCUAAUAUAUACAUACAUACUUAUAUAGAGAUGUGUGUGUAUAUAUCUAUAUAUAAUGGAUGAUGAUGAUGAUCAAAUGGAAAUAGUUGGUUAUAAAAAAACAACACUGCCUCUUUUAAUCAUUACUCAUGGAUUCAUGAGAAUGUGCAGAACAAAUGAAAUAAUGUAUGUGUGUGUGUGUGUCUGCCUAUGUGUGUCUGUGCAUAUGCCCUGACCCC
Octopus bimaculoides (California two-spot octopus) is the source of this 1188-nucleotide messenger RNA. RefSeq lists its product as uncharacterized. Gene Ontology annotation, molecular function: chromatin binding. NCBI's taxonomy places the organism in Eukaryota, Metazoa, Mollusca, Cephalopoda, Octopoda, Octopodidae. The record is from RefSeq and is a predicted model, not a curated record.